AUGAAGUACGUUGUCGUUUCAGGUGGUGUCAUUUCAGGCAUUGGUAAAGGUGUUCUUGCAUCUUCAACCGGUAUGCUAAUGAAAACCCUCGGCUUAAAAGUCACCUCAAUUAAAAUUGAUCCUUAUAUGAACAUUGAUGCAGGCACUAUGUCACCUUUGGAACAUGGUGAAUGUUUUGUUCUUGACGAUGGUGGUGAAACAGACUUAGAUUUGGGUAAUUAUGAAAGAUACCUUGGCGUGACCUUGACUAAAGACCAUAACAUUACCACUGGUAAAAUAUAUUCGCAUGUUAUUGCUAAGGAAAGAAAAGGUGAUUACUUGGGUAAGACCGUACAAAUCGUCCCUCAUUUGACCAAUGCUAUCCAAGAUUGGAUUGAGCGCGUUGCCAAGAUUCCUGUCGAUGACACAGGAAUGGAACCAGACGUUUGUAUCAUCGAAUUGGGGGGGACUGUUGGUGAUAUCGAAAGUGCUCCAUUUGUGGAAGCACUAAGGCAAUUUCAGUUCAAAGUUGGCCAGGAAAACUUCGCAUUGAUUCACGUCUCUCUAGUUCCCGUCAUUCAUGGAGAGCAAAAGACUAAGCCAACUCAAGCUGCUAUCAAGGGUUUGAGAUCUCUCGGUUUGAUCCCAGAUAUGAUUGCCUGCAGAUGUAGCGAAACAUUGGACAAGCCGACAAUUGAUAAGAUUGCCAUGUUUUGUCACGUUGGGCCUGAACAAGUGGUCAACGUCCAUGAUGUCAACUCUACUUAUCACGUUCCAUUGUUGUUACUUGAACAAAAAAUGAUUGACUACUUGCACGCCAGAUUGAAGUUAGACGAAAUAUCAUUGACUGAAGAGGAAAGACAAAGAGGUCUAGAAUUACUGUCUAAAUGGAAGGCUACCACGGGUAACUUUGAUGUAUCUAUGGAAACCGUUAAGAUUGCUUUGGUCGGGAAAUAUACUAACUUGAAGGAUUCUUAUUUGUCAGUCAUAAAAUCUUUGGAACAUUCGUCUAUGAAGUGUCGCCGCAAAUUAGAAAUUAAAUGGGUGGAAGCCACUGAUUUGGAACCAGAAACACAAGAGAGCAACAAACUCAAAUUCCAUGAAGCCUGGAACAUGGUCAGCACCGCGGACGGUAUUUUGAUUCCCGGCGGUUUCGGUGUUAGAGGUACCGAAGGUAUGGUUUUGGCUGCUAGAUGGGCUCGUGAAAACCAUAUCCCAUUCUUAGGUGUUUGUUUGGGUUUACAAAUCGCUACUAUUGAAUUUACACGGAGUGUGCUUGGAAGAAAAGACAGUCACUCAGCAGAAUUUUAUCCCGAAAUUGAUGAAAAAAAUCAUGCUGUUGUCUUCAUGCCUGAAAUUGAUAAGGAAACCAUGGGUGGUUCGAUGAGAUUAGGUUUAAGACCAACAUUUUUCCAAAACGACACCGAAUGGAGUCAAAUAAAGAAAUUAUACGGUAAUGCUUCCGAAAUUCGUGAAAGACACCGUCAUCGUUACGAAAUCAACCCAAGUAUUGUCGACGAAUUGGAAGACCACGGGUUGAUCUUUGUAGGUAAAGAUGACAGCGGCAAACGUUGCGAGGUUUUGGAAUUGAAGAAUCAUCCAUACUACAUCGCUACUCAGUACCACCCAGAAUAUACGUCAAAGGUCUUGGAUCCAUCCAGGCCUUUCUUGGGUUUGGUUGCUGCCUCCGCUGGUAUCCUUCAAGAUGUCAUCGAUGGUAAGUACGAUCUUGAAGCUAGCGGACAAAAAUUCAACUUUUAA
Messenger RNA from Saccharomyces kudriavzevii IFO 1802, 1740 nucleotides. RefSeq names its product CTP synthase URA7 (gene URA7). Gene Ontology annotation, biological process: CTP biosynthetic process; pyrimidine nucleobase biosynthetic process. The coding region runs from base 1 to 1740 and encodes 579 amino acids. The record is from RefSeq and is a predicted model, not a curated record. The transcript has a single exon. Lineage: Eukaryota; Fungi; Ascomycota; Saccharomycetes; Saccharomycetales; Saccharomycetaceae. Gene Ontology annotation, molecular function: CTP synthase activity; identical protein binding. Gene Ontology annotation, cellular component: cytoplasm; cytoophidium.